AUGCUAGUGAUACGCACCGAACAACAUGGCCGUCUUGUGGAGGCUAAGUUCAACAAGUCCGGCGUCUUCAAGGUUCGGCCCUCGCCGGUAUACGGCUUCACCAAAAGGGAAGGAGCACCUUGGGAACUCUUCGCACAUUACCUUGCCUGUGAGCCCAUCGAUGGACCAAUUGUAGAGUUUGUGGAUGAUGAAGAGAAGGAGCAAGAAUCCAGCGGAUUUCCACAGUCGUCCCUAACAAGAUACCCCGCCGCUCUCGGGCUUUCCAAUGCAGGUCAAAGAAACUUGCCUCCUGGAAGUGACCUGGGUAGUUCUGGAAGUGAUGUGGGUAAAUAUUCUGACGAUAAGUGA
Messenger RNA from Penicillium diatomitis, 348 nucleotides. RefSeq lists its product as uncharacterized. The record is from RefSeq and is a predicted model, not a curated record. Lineage: Eukaryota; Fungi; Ascomycota; Eurotiomycetes; Eurotiales; Aspergillaceae. The transcript has 3 exons. The coding region runs from base 1 to 348 and encodes 115 amino acids.